Molecule: messenger RNA, 123 nt
Organism: Spirodela intermedia
Lineage: Eukaryota; Viridiplantae; Streptophyta; Magnoliopsida; Alismatales; Araceae
Source: the annotation of a GenBank genome assembly
AUGGGCUCAUUUAUUAUUUGCUAUGUCUACUUCUAUUGUGAUGGUUCAAAGAAGCUUUUUUGUCAAAUAGGGCACGAUUUUUUUCUAUUAUACAUAUCUAUUUUCAAUUGCUUAAGUAGGUAG